AACUGAACUCGCGGCACGGCACGGCACGCUACAGCAGGCCUGAAGAAGUCGGUGUCCCGCUGUUUGCCUGAACGUUAGCUAGCUCUGCACGCUCUCUCUCUCUCUCUUUUUCGGAUAUAACCGACACACACACACACACACACGGAGAACAGCGGAGAGGGGGAACAUUAUGGCGACGUUGGGACCGGAGUCGGUUCGCCCUGCUCUUUCCCAGCUCAGUUCCUCCCAGUCGCAGACUCAAAUCGGCGGCGCUAACCUGCCUCCCAACCGGGGGUUGGAGCGGGCGCUGGAGGAGGCGGCUGCCAGCGGCGCACUCAACCUCAGCUCCCGCAAACUGAAGGAGUUUCCCCGGACAGCCGCCAACCACGACCUGGCGGACACGGUGGAAGCAGACCUUUCAAAGAACCGACUGGCCGAUGUCCCCGCAGAGGUCUGCCACCUGGUCGCCUUGGAGACACUAAACCUGUAUCACAACUGCAUCAGGACCAUCCCGGAGAGCAUCAUCGGCAUGCAGUCACUCACCUCCCUAAAUCUGAGUCGGAACCAGCUGGGCUCCCUGCCGGCCUGCCUGUGUGGUUUACCGCUCCGAGUCCUCAACGCCAGCAACAACAAGCUGGUCAGCCUGCCGGAGACCAUCGGACAGCUGCACCGCCUCAUGGAGCUGGACAUCAGCUGUAACGAGAUCACGGCUCUCCCUCGCCACAUCGGCCGACUCAAAGCGCUGCGGGAGCUCAACGUCCGCAGAAACCUGCUCUGCGUCCUGCCAGAAGACCUGGCUGCCCUUCCUCUGGUGAAGUUUGACUUCUCCUGUAACAAGGUGUCGACCAUCCCGGUGAGCUACAGGAAGAUGAAACAGCUCCAGUCGCUCCAGUUAGAAAACAACCCACUGCAGAGUCCACCUGCACAGAUCUGUAUCAAAGGGAAAGUUCACAUAUUCAAGUAUCUGAGCAUCGAGGCGUGUCGCAGUGACAAGAUGCCCGACUCUCUGUACCUGCCUGUCAUGGAGCGGCUCAGCCUAUCACGGCCCACCACCGGCAGUGUGGAGGACAUUGAGCAGCAGAAGAAGCAGGACAGCGACUCAGGAGUGGGCAGCGACAACGGAGACAAGAGACUGUCUGCUACCGAGCCGUCGGACGAAGACAGCCUGAGUCUCAACGUACCGAUGAGCCACAUCACCGAGGAGGACACACUCAGCAAGGAGGACUCCAGUGAACACAUCAGCUCCCUGACAGACCCACACUUGGACUCGGUGCGUCUGAUCGAGGAGAGCCCUACGGAAGCCCUGAAGGACCAGUUCAGCUACAGGGACUCCGCUCUCAGCACGCGCUUCCUCAACUACAUCAAGGGUCGGACAGCAGCAGACUUUGACGAGCCCCUCAGAAUAGAGGAAGACUCACACUGGCCACCAGGACAAAUGUCAAAGGUCAGCGGUGGCACGGAGCUGCACAUGGACAUGAUCAACCAGCUGAAGGAGGCCGUGGAGCUGCUGCAGGACCCCAGCAGAAUGAGCGCGGAGCAGGACGACCCGUCAGGAGUUCAGCUCUACCCCGUGGAGAUGGUCGAAGUGGAAGAGUCUCUCAAUGGGCAGGACAGCGAUGAUGGCGUCAGCACACCGAAGCGUCAUGACAGGUCUCCAGCCAGCGGACAUCCAUCCUUCUCCAGCCCCGUGUUUGGACUGAAGCCCCGCUCAGGUGAGUUGGUUGUGGGCUGUGAGCAAAGGUCAGACCCCUGGGUGUCCAGACCCCACUGGGUCGAAUCGCUGGCCCCGCCCCUCCGUAGAGACUCGCCUCGUAGCCACGACGACGGAGGCGUGCUCAGCCGCGGUAGGUCCCCACCCGCUUCCUUUAAACUCGCCGACCAAUCAGAGAGUGGAGAGUUUGUGUCCUGGACCAAUCAGGUGGAGAGUGCAGAGUUUGUUUUCCUGGUCCAAUCAGGUGCAGAGUUUGUUUUCCUGGUCCAAUCAGGUGGAGAGUUUGUGGAGUUUGUGUCCUGGUCCAAUCAGGUGGAGAGUUUGUGUCCUGGGCCAAUCAGGUGGAGAGUUUGUGGAGUUUAUGUCCUGGUCCAAUCAGGUGGAGAGUUUGUGUCCUGGGCCAAUCAGGUGGAGAGUUUGUCUCCUGGGCCAAUCAGGUGGAGAGUUUGUCUCCUGGUCCAAUCAGGUGGAGAGUUUGUGUCCUGGACCAAUCAGGUGGAGAGUUUGUGUCCUGGACCAAUCAGGUGGAGAGUUUGUGUCCUGGUCCAAUCAGGUGGAGAGUUUGUGGAGUUUAUGUCCUGGUCCAAUCAGGUGGAGAGUUUGUGGAGUUUAUGUCCUGGUCCAAUCAGGUGGAGAGUUUGUGUCUUGGGCCAAUCAGGUGGAGAGUUUGUGUCCUGGGCCAAUCAGGUGGAGAGUUUGUCUCCUGGACCAAUCAGGUGGAGAGUUUGUCUCCUGGGCCAAUCAGGUGGGGAGUUUGUGUCCUGGGCCAAUCAGGUGGAGAGUUUGUCUCCUGGGCCAAUCAGGUGGAGAGUUUGUCUCCUGGUCCAAUCAGGUGGAGAGUUUGUGUCCUGGGCCAAUCAGGUGGAGAGUUUGUCUCCUGGUCCAAUCAGGUGGAGAGUUUGUGUCCUGGUCCAAUCAGGUGGAGAGUUUGUGUCCUGGGCCAAUCAGUUGAAGAGUUUAUGUCCUGUAGAGACGUACUGCUAUAUGUACUGA
This is a messenger RNA of Perca flavescens (yellow perch), 2683 nucleotides long. RefSeq names its product leucine-rich repeat and calponin homology domain-containing protein 1. The coding region runs from base 170 to 2683 and encodes 837 amino acids. Gene Ontology annotation, molecular function: protein binding. Gene Ontology annotation, cellular component: cytoplasm. NCBI's taxonomy places the organism in Eukaryota, Metazoa, Chordata, Actinopteri, Perciformes, Percidae. The record is from RefSeq and is a predicted model, not a curated record. The transcript has 17 exons.